GAAGUUAACAAGACUUUACCAUGGCGACGGAGACGCUAUCCGUUGACUUCUACAGACUGAUUUUAUUUAUUUUAAUAAAAUCUAAUUUACUUUACUCUCAGCAGUUUGAAAUAUCAUUUCAGGGGCCAUCAGACUGCGGCACAGAACAGUAUUUCGAUAUAUCUAGUCUGUCGUGUUUAAAAUGCGGUUCAAGUCAAAAAAAGAGUGCAGAUGGAUUGAGUUGUCAGUGCCAGACGGGGUUCCGGAUUCUCUCGACGAAUGGAGCGUCCAUCACUUGCCAACAGUGCCCUCCAGACAGACCUGCAGUAACUGAAGAUAGAUAUGGGUGCAUUCAGUGCCCAGGCAGACUUACAGAGACAGGGAUGUGCCAGUGCCCAUCAGGCACUAUUCUGGUGGAAAGGGAUGUUCAAGGGAAUCUUCUAGAAGAAGCUGUGUGUGAGGUGUGCAGUGGAGUUGCGCCCACAUUCUCAGCACCUGACCACCGUGGUAACAGAUGUGAGAGAUGUCAAGCCACCUUCAUCAACACCACCUCCUCCUGCACGUGUGGCUCCCCCAACAUCCUGGCCGGAGGACUGUGUUUCCCAGCAGCCCCCCCUAACAACCUUCCUGCUACAGUCAACACACAUGUUAACUUUGCUCAGCUGGCUCUCCCAGUCCAGUCAGCGUGGUUCUCCAAACACCUGUACUCCUCAGCAGCUGCCUGCCUGGUGUUCUCUAACCGGACAGCCUGCCAGGCUCUGGGCAACAUGUGUGUUAUGAACAUGCACUCCUUCAGCAGUGCCAGCAUGGACGCCUGUGGUCUCUUCAACACAGUGUUCAGGUCAACCGCCGCCCUGGGAUCCACCCAGGACAUCUCCUACUGGAGGGCCAAUCUGCCGUGGCUUUACUAUGGAGACCAGCCAGGCCUGGCCAAUCGCGUGCUGCAGACCGAUCCACUGCCUACAGGGUUCAGCUUCAAGGGAAACAACCGGAACACAGACAUCAAGCUGCUGGCUGCUGUGUACAACGCCAGGGGAGACUUCCUGUCCUGGGAGCAGGUGGGAGGAGCUAACCUGCAGUUGUGUCCUGAUUCAGCCAGUAUACAGAGAGCAGCCUACACCUUUGGCACGGCCUUCCAAGAGACUUGUGUGCUCCCUGUAGCAGAGCUGCUGCGUGUUUACCCUGAGCCUGUAUUCUACGACGUGUUUGUGGAUGUGAGUAACGGAGGGAGCCAACGUCUCAUCCCCCUCCCCACACGCAACCUGAACCAACAGUUCAACGGCCUGUUUACCAACCAGGGGAACAUGAAUGACUGGUACCUGUCGAGACGUCUGCUGUUGGUGGACACCCUCAGCGGGAGAGAGAACAGUCUCAGCUCUCUGCCUAAAGUCCUUCGCAUCGCUAGCAGCAUCAACAUAAAGUUCCAGUUGGUCCCAGAAACCCAGAGGGGUCAGGUGUACCUCCCCCUACUGUCUGUGGCCUACUCUGACAUCCUCAUCACAGACUCCAACACACAGACUGUUUCAGUGUCGUUUGCAGUCAAUUACGAAAUGGACCAAAAUGAGGCUCGCAUCAAAACAGACGUGGCUCUAGGGGUGCUGGGUGGUGUAGCUGUGCUGUACUCGCUCCUGAAGACAGCCAGCUGGAAGAGGAGGAUGGCCUCACCCCUCAUCGACAUGGAGACUGUGAUGAAGUUCCUGUUGUUCUACGCUGGAGAUCUGGCCAACGUGUUCUUCGUCAUCACCUGGGGAACCGGACUCUACUGGCUCAUCUUCUACAAGGUCAGCACAGCCCAGCAGUUUGUUUCUGUGCUGUUGCCGUUGCCUGCACAAGAGGAGCGUUUUGUGACCUACAUUGGCUGUGCCUUCGCUCUAAAGACUGUUCAGUUUCUCCACAAGCUGGUGCUGCAGCUGUCUGUGGACGUGUUCCUUAUAGACUGGGAAAGACCACGUGGCAAAGCCAACAGGACUGUCCAGGGUUGUGCUGAGGGGAAACGGGAGCCAUCUCCUGUCAGUAUCUGGAGGACUUACUUUGUUGCCAACGAGUGGAACGAGAUUCAGACCAUCCGCAAGAUUAACCCAACCUUCCAAAUCAUGGCUGUUCUCUUUCUUCUCGAGGUGGUAGGUUUCUCCAGUCUGUCCCUCAGAGAGCCGUGGGCCGUGCUGGAGCGCCCCCCGCAGGCCUUCAGCCCUCCCUCCAGCCUGACACUGCGCUACGGCCUGGCGGCCUCCCUCUGGCUCUGCUUGGGCCUACUGCAGAUGGUGUUCUUCACCGUGUUCCACGAGCGCUUUGUGGAAGAUAAGAUCCGGCAGUUUGUCGACCUCUGCUCCAUUAGUAACGUCUCUGUACUCCUGCUGUCACACAGGUGUUUUGGUUAUUACAUCCAUGGGCGUUCUGUUCACGGCCAUGCUGACACCAACAUGGAGGAGAUGAACAGCAACCUGAAGAGAGAGGCUGAGGCCCUGUGUGGUCAGAGAGGGUUGCUUCCUAACACAGACACCCAGACCUUCCAGAUAUCCAUCACCAACCGCCUCAGGCAGCAGUACGACCGCAUACGGGAACCCCUCAGCAGGAGAAACGGGCCGUCACGGUUGGUGGACGCGUCCUUGAACAACCCCUUUGACCAGAGCACCAAGGCCUACCACACCAUGAACCGGUUCCUGGGCUCCAUUAUAGACCAUGCCCAUCGGGACAUGGACUACAUAGUGAAGGACAAGCUCCUGCUUGAGAAGGUCGUUGGGAUGGAGUUCAUGGAGCCUAUCGACAAAAGCAUCUUCUAUAACGAUGAGUCCCACUCGUUCAGUGACGUGUUGUUCUACGGGAACGAGGCCACCCUGCUGAUCUUCGACACCCUGUUCUUUUGCGUGGUGGACCUGGGGGCCCAGAGUUUCACCCUGGCUGCUGUGCUCACAUAUCUACAGCAGAUGAUCAUCCGUUUAAUUCGCAACGCUUUUGGCCGGAGAAAUCUUGCAAACAAGACAUUGGUGGAUCAGAGGUUCCUUAUCUAGUCUUAUUUUCCUGCUGUCUAAGCCUUCGUAGUUACGUGUCCAGAGCAUUUCUGUUUUGUACAUGUGAUUUUGUACCAUUUGUUUACACAGUUGCAGUAUUUUACAAAUUGUUCACCGCCUGGCAAAUGAUGUAAAUUUUGAUUGCACUUUUGUAUUUGAUGUUUUAUAAUAAAUAAAAGAAAUGUGACUU
Osmerus eperlanus (European smelt) is the source of this 3177-nucleotide messenger RNA. RefSeq names its product transmembrane protein 67 (gene tmem67). Gene Ontology annotation, biological process: cilium assembly. Gene Ontology annotation, cellular component: ciliary transition zone; MKS complex. The record is from RefSeq and is a predicted model, not a curated record. The transcript is spliced from 28 exons. Lineage: Eukaryota; Metazoa; Chordata; Actinopteri; Osmeriformes; Osmeridae. Bases 21 to 2987 code for a protein of 988 amino acids.